Messenger RNA from Columba livia (rock pigeon), 1624 nucleotides. RefSeq names its product RD3 like (gene RD3L). NCBI's taxonomy places the organism in Eukaryota, Metazoa, Chordata, Aves, Columbiformes, Columbidae. The transcript has 4 exons. Bases 582 to 1178 code for a protein of 198 amino acids. The record is from RefSeq and is a predicted model, not a curated record.
ACUGAUGAAAUUCAUCUGGAAGAAGUAUUUAAUAUAGCAACAAAAUCCUGGGUAACUGUCAAAUAGUUAUUAUCUGUCAACACUCACUUAACAAAGGCUUUAGCUGAUCUUUCCAAGAGAAAGACUAUUCUUAGCUGUUUAAAAAUGACUGUAGAACAGCCUGAUCCCCCUCUAAUGGGAGAAAAGUCUUCCAGCAUCUCAAUGGCUUGAAAGUUUAGUUUGAUGAUAAAAGCAACAUAGCUAUUUUUAGCACUCUACAGGCAUAAAAAUACAGCUCUAAACUGUGACCUACAGCUACGCACAGCCAAGCAUCACAUCAUACGACAGCCUUAACUUCAGCUAGAAGCACAUCUGUAGCUGCUCCAGACUAUCGUUAUUCGUCUCACUAUCAACAAUACCUUUGGAUGGAUUUAGCAACAAGCAUUUGAAAUUGUUACCAUCUUCUUUUUAAAUUGCUGCCAUCGGCAGAACUCAAUUGAAAGCAGUAGUAACAGCCUGGGAACAGGAUAUGCUACAAUAAGAGACCUUCAAGCAAACUCACCUGAAACAACACUGCUCACAGACAGCUGCAAAGCUUAAAAAUGCCACUUUUUGGCUGGAUGAAAUGGCCAAAAAAUGAUUCCUACAAACCCACAAGAUAUCCUGGAUCAGAGGUAGUUACAAAAACCCUGCUGAGGGAACUGAAAUGGCACCUGAAAGAGCGUGAAAGAUUAGUGCAAGAGAUUGAAAAUGAACAAAAAGUCCCCAAGACUGGCACGGAUUACAACUGGCUGAAGAACUACCAGAACCCUCAAGCCUCCAUUCCGGCUACUGAGCAAAGGCAGCUCGAAGUCCUAUGCUCACAAAUCCAGCCUUGCCAAACAGGAACUGUUCUCAGCAGAUUUCGUGAAGUUUUGGCAGAAAACGAUGUUUUACCUUGGGAAAUAGUCUAUAUAUUCAAGCAAGUUUUAAAAGAUUUUCUUACCACCAUUGAAAGAGAAAACCAACAAGACCAACUGGUAGAUGCAUGGAAUACAAAUUGUUCUGAACAUUUCAGCCUGCGUGGAGACAGUUCCAACAAAUCGGACAAAGACGAAAUCCCCACUGUUUCAAGUUAUGUCGACAAAAACACACAAAGCAUGUUUCCCACCUUCUCUCAUAGAAUCUGGAAUCUACCCUAUUACUACCCAUCAAGUUAAGUCCAUUUGUGUUUCUUUCAAAAGCUAUGUAGCUGUUUGCAUUCCUUUCCAGUGAUUGCCAUCCACAAACAUAGGAAUAAGAAAUGUGACAUGCUCCCCUUUUUCCCCAAGUUCAGAAAUUAAAAUGUUUGAUUAUAGCUAGUAUGCAGUAUACAAACUUUACCUUUAUAAUACCUUAACAAUGUUGUGUUUGAAGGCACCUUUUAACCAAAAAUGUAGAUGGUUCUAAAAAAACUCUGAAGCAUUUUACUUUUAGCCAUAUACAGAUGUUAACAAGAAAAUACUUCUUUCUGUAUUAUGAAAUAGUAUCAACCCACAAAGUGUUGGGUAAAAACUUCAGUAUUUGUCACAUAGCUUUUAGGCUCUAUGGGAACUUUAUACUGUGGAAGAUAAAUGGUUUAAUAUUAUUAUAAUGUCAGUUACAUCAAAUAAACUGAUAAAUACCC